GUCACCGCGGAUGCGAACUCAACGGGGUUGGUUCACACCGCGAGUCAACCCAGACGUUAACUGCCACAUUUGGAUUCCGUCGCACGGCCAAUCUCACUGUUCCUCCCGAAAGCCAGAUCAGAGCGGCUGUGGUGCUUUCGUCCGAUCAAGCAUUGCCGACGGCUAAGGCCGAAAGAUCCAUCGAUUGCGGCGUACGAGGCGGACGAAUGGCAGAGUCAGCUGACGAAGGCGGUUCCAGGGAUCCGGCCUUGGGAGCCGACGGGGAUCCACGGCGCAGUCCCAAGGCCUCGACCUGCAAGGGCAAGUCCUGCAAGGGAUGCCUCUACUACUCCUGGCGCCUCAAAUCCGACGCCCGUAUCCCGGUCGGCGUUGGGAUCGGCCGGAUGCUUCCCCAAGAUUGCUUUGGCCUGAGACAACUUACUACUACUGGCAUACUCAGAAAGAAUUCAUCAAUUAUUUUGCAGUACCUAACUACAUCAUCGGUGAAUCUGAAAUGGAAGCUACAAAAGAAGGCCGUAGCUUGUCAGAUUUCAAGUACACUUGUGUUGGUUAUUCAGUUUUCCUUGAUACAAAAAACGAUAAUGCUGAAAAGCCAGAGAACCAAGCAGAGUUGCCAUUUUGUGCAGGCAUUGAGAUGCUACACCAUUCACAACCACGAGCACACCGAUCAGCUCACCCUUCAGGGGAUGAAUUGUUAAACAGGUUUAGAAAGAAUGCUGGGCUGGUGGCUUCAGGUGUCGCUAAGAACCUGAACAGAGUCGGCAAUUACAUCAAAGAAAGUGUUGACAACAUAUUGUAUCCACACCGCAGGCGACCCAAGUAAGAUCUCGACCCCAACCCACACAUCUUAUGACCAACAAGAAACAAAGAAAAGAAGUGGGUUUUUCUUGAUGUGGGUUCCUCUCUGUUGUUGGCAAUAUCAGUUUGAAUCUGUAACUUUGUUUCUAGAAUAAUUUUGUUGUAAAAAUUCAAAUGCCUGGCUGCUUGCUAGCUGCAUAUUUGUUUGGCCAUUGCUAAUAGCUGUUAUAGGGGCCAAUAUUAGCAGUAUUCAUAUCAGCUGGUGCACUCGUUAUAUCUCGUGGUAAAUAUCAAAUGCAUCGAGUACUUGGUUGGAUA
Molecule: messenger RNA, 1116 nt
Organism: Musa acuminata AAA Group (dessert banana)
Lineage: Eukaryota; Viridiplantae; Streptophyta; Magnoliopsida; Zingiberales; Musaceae
Exons: 5
Coding region: 317-823 (168 amino acids)
Source: RefSeq, a predicted model, not a curated record